AUGGAGGAAAUUCCUAUUGAUCCUAAAACAGAAAUUGAAGACAAAGUAAAAGGGAUAUUGAAACUUAUUAAAGAUGGCGAACUUGAUAUGGAUGGCACGCCGGAAGAAAUUUUGAAGAGGGAACCGCUUGCUGAAUUGGUUAAAAAUAUCGAAAACAUUAUAAAUGAGCUGAAUGUAUUGCAUAAGGAAGUGGAGUCUCUACAACACCAAAAAUCUGACUCGGAAGUUAUAGAAGAUAGAGAUAAAUUAACCAUGGAGUUAGAGAAACUGAAACUGGAAAUGAGCACCAUAAUGAGCAAACAUAGUGAAGAAAAAAACCAAAUGAUCACCUACUACGCAGAGAUAUGUCAUGUACGAAAAUCAAAUAAGUGCUACCGGAAUGAGAUCAGUGAACUGGCAUGGGAGAAUUUGGAGCAAGAAGAAAAAUUAGGUAAGUUGGAGGGAGGAUUAAAAGCUAGAAAAUUAGAGUGCUCUGCACUCCAACGUAAGCUUAAUACGGCAGAGAAAGAUGCUUCAGGAAAAAUGAUUGCCUUCACAGCCAAAGUUGACAAUCUCCAAAAGGACAUGCUUUCCUUGAAGAAAACAAAAGAAGAAUUGGAGCUCAACUGUGAAAAACUCAGAGAAGAACAUGUACAAACCCUCACAAUUGUUGACGAUGAAAAUAAGGAAUUAGCCAACAAAAUAAUGGAUCUUCAGAGAACAUUGAAAGAACAGGAAGAUGCAUAUCAGAAGUUGAAUGAAGAAUAUAAACAAGUUGACAGUAGGUUUAAUGAAUGCAAGGUCAAACCUGAAGUUGCAAACAGAAAGAUUGAAGAAAAGACAGAAGAGCUUCAUGAAAGCAUUGCAUCAAAAGAUCAGAUGGUAGAUGAUUUGGAACAGCAAGUUGAAGACCUGAAAAGAGACCUGGGAGAGAAUGUCAAGAAUCAUGAGGAAAAGCUUCGCCUAUCAAACCAAAAGCUCCAGGACACAGAACAAUUGCUAAGUGAAAAGGAAGAAGAGUUUCAGCAAGUUCAGAGAGAACUUGAAGAAAGGAAUGCUACUCUGGUAGCAACAAUCACUGCUAACAAUGAAGCUUUUCAAGAAACAAUCAAAGGUAUUGAAGUGUGUGUCGACAGUGUGAUAUUUGGGAUAGAUACUGUAAGCAAGAAAUUUACCGAUAACUGCAAUAAUUAUGAGAACUCCAUCACAGACAUUUCUCACGAGCUUCAGGUUGUAAAAGAAUAUGCCAGCAAGAUUAACAGGGAAAAGGGGAAGUUACAGGAAGAUAAAAUGCUUUUGUUGGAGGUUCUGCAGGGUAUAAAGGAAGAGGAAUUAACUCUGAUGAAGAAGGUUGAGAAUCUAGAGGCUAAGGCAAGAAAGGAGGAAUCAAAAAAGAUGAAUGAGAUCAGUAAACUGGCACAGGAGAAGUCGGAGAUCGAAUGCAAAAAAGAUCAAUUGGAGAGAAGAUUAAUUUCCUUCACAGGUUGCGUUGACAAUUUGCCAAAGGACCUGCUUUCCUUGAAGACAACAAAAGAAAAAUUGGAGUUAUACCGCAAUAAAAUCAUAGAAGAACAUGCAAAAAUCCUCACAAUGGUUGACAAUGAAUUAGCCAACAAAAACACGGAUCUUCAGAGAAUAUUUGAACAAAUGGCAGAAGAGUGUAAUGAACACAUUGUGUCAAAAAAUAUGAUGGUGGCUCAUUUGGAAAGCCAACUUGAAGACCUUUCGAUGUUGAUAAAAGAGAAAGAGGAAGGCAUGAGACAGAAACAGAUGGAGGCCAUUAGGAAGCUCAGUUUGCAGGUUCACGAUCUCAGGAAGUAUAAUGAUGAUCUCAAGGAAAUCAUAUUAAAGUGUCGCAGCUACUGUUGUUUGUGCUAGCUCUUUUGUUUUCUAUGCAGCUAUGUCAGUUGGGUAUUGUCAUGAUUAGACAUAUAAUUAGCUCAUUUUUCCUGUGAAUUGAUUCUUGUCUUUCAAA
Messenger RNA from Trifolium pratense (red clover), 1954 nucleotides. RefSeq names its product COP1-interactive protein 1-like. The coding region runs from base 1 to 1857 and encodes 618 amino acids. The record is from RefSeq and is a predicted model, not a curated record. NCBI's taxonomy places the organism in Eukaryota, Viridiplantae, Streptophyta, Magnoliopsida, Fabales, Fabaceae. The transcript has 3 exons.